AUGUCAUCCCCUAGCAAUUCCAAUGCUCAAUCUAGCGAUGCGUCUUCGACGUCCACUUCGGACCCUUCCGAGUCAUCUCUUCGAGACUGGGACACCACUCCUAGUCCUAUGGGUUCUCAAACAGACUUGUCAGGUUCUUUAGAACAAGACAUGUCUGAGGUCCGUCUUCGUCAACUGUAUGACGAGGAAGAAAUCGAACGUUAUCUCCACCUUUUUUCUGCUUAUGUGACGGAAGUGAGACUACCAGGUGCUUUGCGUAGCACCAAAGCCAAGCCAUCAAGUAGCUCCCUCCACCUUCCCCGGUUACCAAAACCACCACCACUCCCUCCACGACCAUUUGUUCGUCGUACCUCCGAACAAGCAGAGCCACCUACGCUUCUUCCACCCGUCAUUCCUCCAAGACCGGUAGAUCCCUCCUGGUCCGAACAGAUCGCCAUUAAAUAUAUACUACCAGCUCUUCCACCGAUGCCUCAUCCGCCGCCAUCCUUCGCUUUAAAACGCCUGAAACUCACUAGCCAGCGUUUUUUCCUUGCAGUAGUUCCUCCUUACCAGACUUUCUUUCUUUCCAUAGCAAACUUAGCAUUAUGGAGGGACCCACAACGUAGCGGGCUAUGGUGUGCAGCGUUCUGGGGACUAUGGCUGUAUGAUCUUCUUCUCCCAGCACUGAUGUUUCGAAUCUUGUGGGAGAUGCUCAGCCGGAGACUUCUCCCGUAUCCCACUCUAGAAUCUUUACAGAUGCGGCGGAAAGAUUCAGAACGAGCUAGGGAGUUUGGAGAUGAAGUUCUCGAACGCCUAUCGGCACCUUCGAUGGGGCCGAAGGAUAUAUUCCAGCUCUUCAAAUCUCACAGAUCCGCAGCAAAAAGUAAAAUCAAGCCCCUUGCGAAGGAUGCAGGGGCACUUCAAACGAGUUUAACUGGCGAUGGUGUCGAGGAUGAAGCGGCUACUGUUCUUGAUGACGAUACUCAAGAAGAGCAGGACAUCAAACGAGAACUCCUGCACCUUCUCAAUAUUGUCGCUGAUAUUCACGAACGUAUUAAAAACAUUUUCAUCUGGAGACGACCAGCAGUCUCUCAAAGAUAUUCAAUCAUUUUGGGUGUUGUGGCCUGCUGCACCCUGAUUAUUCCCGCGCAUUACUUGGCAAAACUUAUAUAUGGCGGCUGCGGGAUAUUGUUCUGGCAUGUUAUUCCUGUGUUGGCUGCUCUGCCACCAGGCGCUCGAGCCAGCGGCGAAAUAGACUGCCAGGUCCGUUCGCUGAUGCUCCCCACCGAUGCCGACUAUGCUAUAGAGAUAAUUACGCAGAGGAUUGCUAGGGGCGAGGAAAUCAAACCUCCACGCAAGCCUCGUUCUUUGAGUGCUCGUGCUAAUAGCGCAAACGACGGCGAUCUUUCUGAGAUUCCGUCGCCCGAUGCAUCAUCCAGAAGCCAAAUGCAAACCAAUGAUGGUGUUGAUUGGAAGAAGUGGGGAUCGCGUGUCGCGCACGGCAAGUUGUUGCUUAGUGAAGGCAAACAACGCCUUUCUUCUGGACAAGUGAAUACGGUCGGUCUGACGUCCGCAACUUUACGAGACGAGGAAACACAUACACAUCCUGCACAUCACACUUCAGCGCCUGGUCUAAUCACACUGACCGCUACCACAGUAUACUUCACAACACUCGCAUCACAACAGGCAAAAUUAAUUAUACCUCGCGAGAACCUCUGCGGCGUGAAGAAAACCGGUUUGAUGAAAGGACUUCUAAUUUCUUGGGUUGACGACGAAGAUGGGCAAAUAGAAGAGAAGUUUCACUGGGUCGGCAAUCGAGAUGAGCUUUUCGCGCGCCUUCUUGGUCCAGAUAGUGCCCGAUGGAUGCGAAUCUAA
Messenger RNA from Suillus subaureus, 1854 nucleotides. RefSeq lists its product as uncharacterized. The transcript is spliced from 9 exons. The coding region runs from base 1 to 1854 and encodes 617 amino acids. Lineage: Eukaryota; Fungi; Basidiomycota; Agaricomycetes; Boletales; Suillaceae. Gene Ontology annotation, biological process: apoptotic process; negative regulation of toll-like receptor 9 signaling pathway. The record is from RefSeq and is a predicted model, not a curated record.